CACGUGAGACUGGGUGACACAUGCGCACUACGUCACCGAGCUGAGGACUCAAAGUGAAGACGCUCAACUUUUCUUCCUCCACUUUGCGCUCCAGCUCUCUGCCGUCACCUCCCUCCGUCCACAGCCGCGGAGGCGAAAUGCUGAAGGGGAAACAUGGUCAUUAACUCGGCACGGAAGAUUUCGCAACUCGAAGCCUACUGACUCACCACGGAUCAGCCCUAUACCACAGUCCCUCUGUGGGAAUUUGUCAUCCCUCCCUUCUUCGCGGUUGUUGAUUUCCCAAAAAUCGGACAGACUCUCCUCUAAAAUGGACCAACAGAACGACAGCUGUCAUUAUAAUGAGUCAAUGGGCUUUUUCUACAACAACAGCGGCGCUGAUGACAAAUGGGACAACGGCCAGCUCAUCCUGGUGCAGGUGGUGGGCUCUCUCUUCUGCUUUUUCAUCCUGGUCUCCAACACCAUGGUCAUCGCUGCUGUCAUCACCAAUAAGAGGUUUCACUACCCUUUCUACUAUCUGCUAGCCAACCUCGCCGCCUCAGACUUCCUGGCGGGCAUAGCCUACGUGUACCUGAUGUUUAACACAGGUGAGGUGUCGCGGAAACUUACAGUUAAAGGAUACUUCAUCCGUCAAGGUCUUCUGGACAUCAGUCUUUCAGCCUCGCUGGCUAACCUGCUGGUAAUAGCUCUGGAGCGCUACAUCUCCGUCAUGAACUGGAAAGUGCACAGCAACCUGACGAAGAGGAGGGUGACCCUGCUGAUCGUGCUGGUGUGGGCCAUCUCCAUCUUCAUGGGGGCUGUGCCGAGUCUGGGCUGGAACUGCAUCUGCAACCUGAGCGACUGCUCCCAGCUGGCUCCUAUCUUCAGCAGGAGCUACCUGAUCUUCUGGUCCGUGUCAAACCUGGUGGUGUUCUUGGUGAUGGUGGUCAUCUACAUGAGGAUCUACACCUACGUCAAGAAGAAGACGGCGGUUCUCACACCACACACCAGCGGCUCCAUUAACCGCAAGAGAACGCCCAUCAAGCUCAUCAAGACAGUCAUGGUUGUGCUCGGGGCCUUUGUGAUCUGCUGGACUCCCGGCCUGGUGGUUCUUCUCCUGGAUGGCCUCAACUGUACGAGUUGUAACGUCAUGAAAUCAAAACGCUGGCUGCUGCUCCUGGCUGUGCUCAACUCUGUCAUGAACCCUUGCAUCUACUCUUACAAGGACGAGGAAAUGUGGACAACCUUCAAGAACCUAAUGCGCUGCAUCGGUAACGGCACACGACGGCAGCGGUCGACGAAGGCCAACGCCAGGCCGCUCAGCUCUGCUCAGGACACGGCCAACAGUCAGCUUACCUCAGAGGAGACAAAAAAUGACAAUCAGGACAUAAUCAAGACUUGAAAGUGGAACUUGUUAAGAAUUUUUAUAGAGUUUGUGUCCAGCUCUGACUGGACGUACCUUAUGAAGACACAGAUUGGAGUUGAUUUAAGAGAAACCACACCAGUGGGUCUCAGGGCGUCGUCGUCUGCAGAUUAAAGUACUUUCUUGAAGAGACACUGCGGGCCAGUCUCCAGCGUAGAGCUGGUGAAAUCGAGAUAAGAAGAGACCUUUAUGCACUACUAAUUCCCCAAAUGGAUGCAAAGAUGUUCUGCUUAGUUUUAUUCAGGAUUUUACAGUUUUUGGACACAAUACUCCUAGUCAGGGAUUGUGACAUUCUUGUCGCUGUUUCAUGCUGUUCUUUUUGUCGUACUCACCACAUCACUGUUGGUUAUUGAAUCAAUUCAGCAAGGCAAGACAAUAAUCCAGUAUGAAGUGCAAAGCAGUACAUUUUUACUUUUACCUUUUCAAAAAGGGUAAAAUCAUACAAAGGGUGGCUUAACUUUCUCCCUUUUUAUAUAAAUGUGUGUACAUCUGAUUGCCUUUAGGUUUACUUCCUGUGUAGCUUUUGAGGAAGUGAUUCUGUAAUGGAUUAUCUACUGUAGUUGAGAUAUGUAACUUGUCUGUAGUCGGGUACACUAAAACUGUAGGUUUGCUUGGGCAGGGCACAGUUGUUAGGAUUAUUUUAACACAGCCAGCAAAAAAUACUGUAAACUGCUAUAUAGUAACUACUUGUACAUUCUGUAAAAAGCUUUCGAGAAGAGGUGAGUUCAUUUCAACUGUAUGACAGCAAGCGUGCUCAGCAUGACCUAAUUGUUUAAGCUAUCCUUAGCAAUUUAAUGUCUUGAAAAUCACACCCUGCUUUAUUUUGCUGAGCAGGUUUGCCCCUGGGGAACAGAUAACAUAAUCCCUCCUUUUUGUCCCAUCUGUAAUCUUUCAUCAGUUCACCUUAACAAAGAGCCUGCAGAACCUCAUGGAGGCAAACUUGUUCUACCUGUAGCAUUUUUACACAUCCACUUCAACUCGCUGAAUGGCUGCUGUUGCUCUGAUGUAACAUCUGCUCACCUGACAGUGCAGGGGUUGUAAAAUGUUGCGACACACUGGAUUCCUGCUGUAAUAUUAGCCAUAGCCUGUGUACCUGCAGGAAUCAAAGAGGAUAUGACUGAAUGACUGUAACAGCCACACACGAGCCCCCCCAGGACAGCUAAAUCAUUGACAGGGUUCCAGAUACUGUUCCAAAAUACAGUAUUUAUGCCACUCCUGCUGUAAAACACUUGACAUCAUUAAAGCUAUUUUGUUUAUGUUAUGUUUUGUUAUCAAGCCAAGAUUAUGCAUCGUCAUCACUGUCAAGUUGGACUUUCAAACUGUACAUUUGAAAUCAUAAAAAUAACUCCUUUUGUUAAGAAACAGCUUUUUGUACGUUUAUUUUUUUUCAAACUUAACAAUGUUCAAUAUGUCUAUUUUCAUAAUGAAAUGACAUGAUACAGAAACAGCACAGAGGUUAAAUUCGCUAAAGAGCUUGCAACAAUGGCCUAAAAUUCAAACAAACAAAAAACAUUCACUUUUUAAAGGUGCUUAAUUCAAUAUUCAGAGCUUUAAAAUAGCUGCAAACAACUAUUUGCUAUGUAAAGAUACAGUGGAGUAAUGUCUACCUAAGCAGAGACUGAUAUUACUCUCCCUUUUUUUUCUUUUAUUCGUGCUGGCCGUCCUCUCUUGUAGUGCAUGUGAGCGUGCCCCACUGGCUAACUUGCGGCCUCCGCUCUGCACUGCUCUCAUAGGGCGGUUACAGCUGAAGAAGUCAGACUGACGGAGAGGUCACUUAAGCGUAACGCCAACCCUCCGGUUCCCCCUCAGGUAAACACUGUUA
Anoplopoma fimbria (sablefish) is the source of this 3221-nucleotide messenger RNA. RefSeq names its product lysophosphatidic acid receptor 3 (gene lpar3). NCBI's taxonomy places the organism in Eukaryota, Metazoa, Chordata, Actinopteri, Perciformes, Anoplopomatidae. The record is from RefSeq and is a predicted model, not a curated record. Gene Ontology annotation, cellular component: membrane. Bases 308 to 1378 code for a protein of 356 amino acids. The transcript has 4 exons. Gene Ontology annotation, molecular function: lysophosphatidic acid receptor activity. Gene Ontology annotation, biological process: G protein-coupled receptor signaling pathway.